Molecule: messenger RNA, 7334 nt
Organism: Chelmon rostratus (copperband butterflyfish)
Lineage: Eukaryota; Metazoa; Chordata; Actinopteri; Chaetodontiformes; Chaetodontidae
Gene: zbtb22b
Product: zinc finger and BTB domain containing 22b
Exons: 5
Coding region: 11-2458 (815 amino acids)
Biological process (GO): regulation of transcription by RNA polymerase II
Molecular function (GO): RNA polymerase II cis-regulatory region sequence-specific DNA binding; DNA-binding transcription factor activity, RNA polymerase II-specific; protein binding
Source: RefSeq, a predicted model, not a curated record
UUGUCAAAAAAUGGUCCUGAAACUUCAGGCCCUGGGGAACCUGGACCCGGACUCACUGCCCUCUGCUCGGCCGGAGACUGUCCCUGUGAAGGCUGCAGUGUCAACUGAAACGAUGCAGUCCCUGCCCAUGGAAGUGGGAAGCAGCAGCAGCAGCUCAGCCCCCAGCGACACGUCUGGCUCGGUGGUGCAGGUGUGCUUCCCCAGCGCUCAGGCCUCGGUGCUGGACAGUCUGAACCGGCAGAGAGAGGACGGCAGGCUCUGUGACCUCUCCAUCCACGUCCAGGGACAUGUGUUCAAAGCCCACCGCUGCGUCCUGGCCGCCUCCUCACCAUACUUCCAUGACCAGGUACUACUGAAGAACAUGUCUACAGUCUCCAUCCCGGCGGUGAUGGACCCGCUGGCCUUUGAGAGCGUGCUGAGCUGCGCCUACACCGGUCAGCUCCGGAUGCUGCGGGAGGACAUCGUUAACUACCUCACGGUGGGCAGCGUCCUGCAGAUGUGGCACAUCGUAGACAAAUGCACCGAGCUGCUGAAGGAGGGCCGGGCUGGAGGAGGGAGCAGUGGAGGAGGCGUCGUGCAGGACGUAGCCAGUGUCGGAGGAGGCGAAGGUUCGGCUAACCUCGGGUGUAGCAGCAGCAACGGUGAUGGUGGUGCAGGUGGCGGUAAUGGAGCUGGUAGUGAUGGUGGUGUUGGUGGUGGUCAGGCCCAGGUCGUAGGGUCCAACGAGCCCCAGCGGUCCUCCCAACCUCCCAGCCGCCCGUCAGUGAGCGAGAGCCAGUCUCCCAGCAGCACCAACUACUUCAGCCCCAGGGACGGGAGCGGCUUUGGGACGGGUGCAGCCGCAGCCGGGGCUUCGGCGGACGGAGGCGGGGCUAGCAACACCCCCAGCUACUGCACCCCAUCGGGAGGAGAGGAAGCCUUCCUCAUUGAGGAAGAGGAGGAGGAAGUGGAGGAGGAAGAGGAGGAAGUGUUGUACCACCAGAGGAAGAGAGGAAGAGGGGGAGGCAGUGGGAGGAGGAAGAAAAUGAGCUCAGUGUCAGAGCAGGAAGUUGGAGUCAGUGACAGCUUUGGCGUGUCGUCCUAUCAGGAUGGGGAUGACUCAGCCUUGCCGCCGCAGAAGCGUCCCACCUACAGCCAGCCCAGCAUCAUGCCUCGUAAACAAUGGGUGGUCGUGAAAACCGAACGCAUGGAGGACGACGACCUCAUCGUAGUGUCCGGGGAGGAGGGAGGAGAAGACGAGGAGGAUGAAGAUGAGAGAGAGAUGGAGCUGGCCAGAGAGAGGGAGAGAAGUGACUUCAACAUCUCCAACGUGAGGAGCCUCUCAGCAGAGCUGGGGGGCAGAGCUGAGAACGACAUGGACUCGCAGGUGGACUACUGCCAGUCUUCAGAAGACUACCUCAAGUUUGAAGGCAGUUUAAUGGACCAGACUUUAGCUCAGCACCUUCAUGACAGUGCAGCAGGUCAGAGUCAGAGCGCUAACCGUGCCGUUUCAGCGCUGCUGGGCCAGGUUCAGUCUGCAGCCACGGCCCGGGCCCAGCUCUUCCCCCUGGACAUGCAGGGGAACCAGAUCCUCCUCUACAGCCAGGCCUCCGGACUCUCUCUGGACGCUGCCGCCCCUCCCCUGGGGAUGGCAGGUGGUAUGAUCGGAGGAGCGUCUUUUAAAGGUCCCAGUCUGGAGCACGGAGCGGUCCACCUGUCGGUGCAGAGCAGUUUGGGCGUUGAUGGCAUGGACAGUGGGGGGGUUGGAGGUGGAAGUGGGAGUGGUGGCAGUAACGGCAACACGGGGGGUUCAGGAAAAGUGUUUAUGUGCCACUGUGGUAAGACCUUCACCCACAAGAGCAUGAGGGACCGCCACAUUAACAUGCACCUGGACCUGAGGCCCUUCCACUGCCCCGUCUGUGCCAAGAAGUUCAAGAUGAAGCAUCACCUCACAGAGCACAUGAAGACGCACACCGGCCUCAAGCCGUACGACUGCCUCGGCUGCGGCAAGAAGUUCAUGUGGCGCGACAGCUUCAUGAGGCACCGCUCGCACUGCGAGAGGCGCAGCGGGCUGGGAGACAGCGGCGAAGGCGGGAGUGGCGGCGAGGGAGGGAGAAGAGGAGGAGGUGAGGAUGGGCCAGAUUUGAUUUCCUCCCCUCACCUCCUCCUGUCUGCGGGUGAGGGAGGACAGGGCGGUAUUCUGGGAGGAGGAGGCAGAGGAGGAGUGUCGGUUUCUUCUCCACAUCUGUCCGGCUCGGUUCUGUCGCCGCAGCACGCCGGCGUCUCAGCCACAGGAAGUAGUAGCAGUAACGGCAGCAGUGCUGCUCUGAGCAACAACGUGGCUGCAGGGGUCGGGUCUCAGAGUCUGGGUCUGGGUCAGGGUCAGGGGUCAGGGAUGUUUGGCGGUCUAGGGUUGGGUCGAAGCGUGUGCGACGAAGACGUGUGUGAAGUCAGUGCCAAUGAUAGUAGCGUGACUUAAACCAAAACUGUGUCCAGCGGGUGCCUCUUUCCAGAACUGUCAAGCUUCUGGUUCCUGCUGCUGAUUUAACGACAUAGUAAACUUUUAACUGCCAAAUCGCAGCGUUCCAAGCAGGAAGUGCGUGCUUUGUCACAAGUGGGGGGGGAAAAGGCGAGGCUCCCGUUGGACACACAACCUGAAGAACCUGUCAGUGUUUAUAGAAAAAUGGAACUGUGAGAUUCCAGUCGACUGUUGUGCCGUGAAGUUUCUCAAAUAGACUUGUGGUCGUGCCGAUGCCAUCUUAAAUUAUCCUCAAUUCUCGUACCGCAAAGACUAUAGGGAACUCGCCUCCGAAAAGUGGCCUCAUUAAAAACGGACCUUUUGUCUCAGUGAGUAAGCUAUCGUUUUAAAUAUCCGAGAGGUUACUAAAGUUUAUUUUUUUGGUUUUGUGUCGAGAGGAAACCAAAAAUGAAAAGACAGUGCUUCACUAAACUGUUACCUUCCGUGGCAACAUUAUAGUAUCAGUAGAGUAGAAAAAUGGCUGUUCUAAAUUGCUGUGAUUUUCUGCAGUGUUGUAUUGUUUCACUGUCAUAUGAUUUAAAUGAAAAAUGAAAAAACCCACAAAUCUGCAGGAGAAAACUUUAUUCAGAAUUCAACUAAGAAGAGAAGAAGUUGUAGAUUUGUCUGCUUUUUUCCUGACAGCAGCAGCGGGGCAUCUUUUCCUCAGUGUCCCAUGCAACAAGCACUGCCGUGUUGUUUUAAGUGAUACUGCGGCCUGCUGCUUUGCUUGAAGCCCAUUCUGGAUUACAGGAAAAGGCACAAUCAUGCAUCCUCAUCGCCCCGAUAGGUCCCAGACACGUGCCCGGGGAGGGAUAAUUACCCGACAGCUUAUUUAUUCGUCUCUACCAGCCGGUGAGCUCCAGCCUCGUUCUGAUCAGUCUUUCCAAACUUAAUGUUUGGUUGUUGAAGCAGCAGAAGUCUGAGAUGAAGUUGUCGGCCUCUUUUCCAUCACCGUCCAGGUCUACAGAAACAUCAACGCUACCUGUAACAGAUGAGUUCAAAGCUACUCAGCAGUGGAAGCCCUGCUGCUUUCAGUUGUGCUGCUGUUACCUGCUUUCACUUUCUUGUUGUUCACAGAGUUCUCACGCUUUGAGAAGUAUAUUAUCAGUGUAAAUAUAUAGAAAUAUAUGUCGUUUACUCCUCAGACCUGGAACAAAUACUAACUUGUCAUACUGAUGCGUUUGCUGCUGUCUGGUCUGCUUUGGAAGGAGUUAAUGUUCCCCAAAAAUCAUCUUAAACUGCAGUGCGUCUCUUUAAUACUGUUCAAUUCAGUAAAGAGCAUUAAAACCAAGCAAUGGUAGAUGGUGGUCUUACCUAAGCUAUACAGUGUAUAGUGUGUUUACAAGCGUACCUCCUCUGAAUGGUUGACCAAGUAGAUCUGAAUCAAGUUAUGGACCCAAAUGAAAAUAAACCUCCUUUUUCAGUAAUUUAAAUAUUUCUUUAAUUCUUUUACGUUAUAGAUGUGCUCAUGAGGAGUGCGACACGUUUCAUUUUCUUCUUUGUGGGGAAUUCUUCUUAUUCUGAGUCUGGAUUCCAGUAUUUUCCGCUGCUGGAUUUUCUUCCCGCAAUAUUUUGGAAAGCAUCAUUGAAUCCUAGAGGUCCUGACCUCCCAAAAGUCUGUAAAUGUAGAGAGAAAUUUUGUCUCUUCAAUGACAGUAGAAGUACAGUGAGCAGCGAUUCCCUCUCUAGUCGUAUGUAUCCGCAGUGGUUUUGUUCUGACACCAGGUCCCGGUUUGGUCCUGGAUAUCAGUGUGGUGAUUAGUUUUCUGAGAAGUGCAGAUUGAUAGAUGAAGACUUCAAGUAGAGUAAAACCAGGACAGCAAUAUCUGGAUUUCACUUUUUGGAAUUACCCGAAGAAAACUUUUAUUCCAGGAAAAUGCAAAUAUCGGACAAACGUCCUGAAUUUUAUACAAACCUGAUUCCAAAAAAGUUUAAGCAGAAAACAUAAAUAAUAAUAAUUUGAAAUUUGAAAAUAUUCACUGGCAAUUGUGAUAAUGUUAUUUUAAAAAGCAGCAUCAGGCAGAAGGAAAUACUAAACAUUUUGCAGUUGCAGGCAUUUUUCUCUACAUUUGCAUUGCUGAGUCACACCUUUGGACACUAGUCAUCAUUUUAGACUAACUUAAUCUGAUAAUAAUAAUAAUCAUAUUCACAAUAAUAGAAACCCUUGUAAUAUUAGCCAUGUUUUACUACCAUUGAAUACAUAUUUGGAGAGCGGCAGAUUGUGUUAGUUACUUUUGGGAUCUCUGCACUUAAAGUUCAUCAUCGUUCACUCACAGUAAAACAAAAAUUAAGUUGUUCUAAUUGAAACACAGGUCAGUUUGUUUCCUUUGAACCUCACAGCUCUGAAACCUCAUAUUCUGCUCUGGUCCUCGCUGUGGUUAAAAUACACUGUGCUAUGUGAUGCGUUUAGGGACCAUACUGAACAUGUACUGUUACAACUACUAAUAACACACACUGACCGGUGUAUGGUGCACACUAUAAAUAAUUCUUGCCUUUGUUUUUUCCAUUAAAACACAGAGUUGGUUAUGUUUGCAAAGGAAGUUGUUUGCCAACAUUUUUUUACAGCACGUUUACUCACUCUCUCACCAAUUAUUCCUGGUUGUAAAAGUUUGAUCUUAAAGUGGAAACGACCCAAGUCCUAGUUACAUGAUUUAAAGCAAAUGCGUGGGAAUAAAACCACAUUGUUCGCGCCGUGGAAUUCAUUAGUGUCUUGUCCUGGGAAACUUUAAGCAUCGACAACGACAACAGUUUAACCACCAUUUAAUGUAAGUACACUUCAUCACUAGAAUAGUGUCACUGGUGAAACUACACAAAAAUCAAGAAAACAUUUGACUUAUAGUCCACUGUGUCUUCUUCUUCUAAUUCUUCUUCUACUACUACUACUACUACUUCGUUGUCGUUGUCUUCUUCGUCUUCUUUUUCGUCGAUGGCCUCUUUUUCUUCAUCUUCCUCGCCGUUUAGCUUUUACUUCAUCCUCUGUGUCGUCUGCUUUGUUUAACUAAGUACUUUUGAUCACAUAUUUAUUUUUUAGUGAUGUGCUGUGAGUCUUAUUCAGGUGUAACCUAAAUGUAAACACGCAGCCCACUUUAAAAGACAGCCAGUGGAGUUCAGCAACAGUGGUACAGAACAGAGUUUUGUAGAAGAUAAAACUGUCAUUAUUUGCGAAAAAGCAGUCAAACGGCUUUAAUUUAAAGUUUAAUCAGUAUUCGCUGUCAGUGGUGUGCCCCCUUGUGGCCACAGUUGGUACUGUGACUAAGAGAUGAAGCUUAUAUGAUAACCGUGUGUGUUUAUGAAGGUUUGUAGCUGUAUUUUUUGUUUCCCUCCUAUGUCUAACAUACGUUAACUAAACCAAACAGUGUAGAAAAUAUCCUUCAGUGUGCCAGUGUAGCUACAGCACAGGGCAACCAGCGGUGGAAGAAAUAUUACACAUAACCUCUUAAACAUUUUGCAUGCCUUCAGAGAUGUUUUACAUUUGCAGUUGCACAGAGCAAAGAGAUGUAGGAUCUGAAUGUUUUACCUUCUGUGAAGGACCAGUUUGGAUAUUUUCAUAUGCAGGCUUGGAGUUUGGUAGAGGUGAAAGGACUGCUGGCUUUCGUAUGUGCUCAGUGUGGCCUCCAGUGUUUCCUCCGUGACUCUGCUUCAGUGGUUUGUGGGUUAUUUUGGUUUCACAUUUGUUCCUGCUUGUUUACUCCGCUGCUGAACAGCCACGGAUAAAACGCCGGGUGAUUGUAAGAGCAGAAUGUGUGAGACAAGUAAAAUAGUGAUCUGAUGCUUCUCGUAUGUGUGGAGUUAAAGACAUUUGAAGUGAGUAUACCCUCCAAAGCGUUUGAACAUGCAUACAGGUAACUUUCACUGAGAGUGAAUGUACGUGAAGAAGAUGAGCGACUUUAUCUGUGUUUAUUUUCCUCAACAAACACUUGACGUGACAGAGGCUCAAUCAGAAAUAUGUGAAUUGUACUUGUUAAACCAGUCUUGCUCAUUUCUAAGCAAGGGAAGAUUGAAUAACCAAUAAGAAAAGAAGGUUUCUCCCCUUUUGUGUAACAGCCCUGAUGUUAGAUUGUGUAAUGCUCAGGCAACUACCGGUCAGAUGUAAACAGGAAUGUUAAAUUCAAGUGAAUGGCCAGCAGUUUGCACACUGAUGUGCAAAUUUACAUCACAAGAAUUUACAAUUCAAAACCAAAAACUCAACAUGUGGUCUGUACAGUGUUAAUCUUGUGGAAAGUGCAAAGACUAUGAAAAAAAUAAAAAAUAAUAAUAAAGGCUGAUAUAAUCUGAUCUGGUUAUAUCUCAUCCACAUCUCUGAAUUUAGCAUAAAGUGCCCUCAAAUUUCAAAAUGUCCAGGAAGUGUCUCUUAAAAGACUUAAAUAAUGACAACAAACUUCUGUCAUUUGUUUAAGGAGCCCGAAACACCUUGUUAUUUCACUGCCUUUUGGAAGAUUAACAUGAUGGGCGCUUAGUGCGCUGUUACAUCUCCUGCAGCUUCAUCAACACACUGAACUGUUUUCUCUCUCACCACCACUUAUUUGCACGAGUGAUAGACGAGCUUAACAUUCCUUGAAGAGACAGUAAAGAUGGACGCAUCAGUGUGGAAAGCUGCUGAAAACUGGACUGACUUAUUAUUUUCAUACAUUCCACAAACUAUGUGACACGACUUCUCACAUGUCUUCUGACUGACCAGUUGAUUGUUGAACAGAAAAUUGUCAAGAGACAUUUUUAUGUAAAUCCUGAGUGGUACUAAUAAUGUAAUAAAGUACAGCACAUCAAUAUUCACCUCUGCCCUGUAUCAAAAUAAUGGAUUAAUAAAUUAUUUGGUGCGAAUAAUGUGUGUGUUUAAUCU